AUGUCCAGCGAAAAGACGCAUAAUGAUGCUGAAUCGACGGUUGUGUCGACUGGGACCGGCGUUGAGUCGCUAGGGACGACAUUCGUCUCGCCGGUCACGGAACAAGAUGUCGGCAAGGCGGCCGCCGUGGACGAGAAAAUGGUGUCGCCGGUCGACGAGAAGGAGGUCGUCCGGCCACUCAACGACACGGACAAGCAGGCCUUCUCCCGGUCGGCGGAUUCUGGCAAGGAAGUCGCCCCUCAGCCGUCGGGAGAGUCAGACACGGACAAGAUCUUUGUACCUCAAGCUCCCCCCAUCAGCAUGGAAAAGGAAGUCUCCAUGCCCGUGAGUGGAGAAGCGCAAGCCAUCACAACGCCGCUGGGCGGAGCGGACACGGAAAAGUUCCCUCUGCUGCAUAGGACGUCGACGACAGGAUCGGGAAGGACGUUGCACGCCGGCUUCCGCCUCGAAAAGAAGCACAAUCUUGGCCUCAUCUGGUAUCUCAACCAGCAGAUUGCGUGUAGGAUGGUGGAUCUGAACAGCGGCGCCAUUGGGCCGGCAGCGUUUGUUACUAGCUCAAUGGCCUGGCUGGAAGUAAUGACGGGUCUGCCACCGAUGUUCGAACUGUAUGUGCCCGGAGGGCAGAUUCGAGUCUCCAGGUUUAUACCACUUGGUUUGCAGGGGCUGGUUAGCAUGAAAGGUUCCAUUGAGUGUGUGAAGCCAGGCUCGGCAGGAGAGCUGGAGAAGUGGAACAUCAAGAGGAGAGGCAUAGUCAUGGGGGGACGGGAGUAUUCUGUCACCCGCGAAAACGAGAUGGGGAAUGGGGGCUUCGUUUGGAAGGGCUCGACGAAAGUCGUCAAAGAGGUGUACUCUGCAUCCGGUGCCAAAGAGAGCGUAAAACACGGAAGUCUCAAGCUCGUGACGCAGGGUGAGGGAGGCGAAGUUCUGGCCGUCUGGAACCAAUGGCGGGAUUCGGAGGUUCUUGGAGAUCUCAUCGUUUUUGAUGGUGUGGUCGGCAAGAUAUCGGUCGAAGUCAUCGUGACAAGUGCCCUCGCCGUCGUCCAUGCGGAAAGAGCGACAGGCAUGAAUUGGCUUGGAGGACUGGGGAAGUAA
This is a messenger RNA of Cyphellophora europaea CBS 101466, 1092 nucleotides long. RefSeq lists its product as uncharacterized. The coding region runs from base 1 to 1092 and encodes 363 amino acids. The transcript has a single exon. The record is from RefSeq and is a predicted model, not a curated record. Lineage: Eukaryota; Fungi; Ascomycota; Eurotiomycetes; Chaetothyriales; Cyphellophoraceae.